Protobothrops mucrosquamatus (brown spotted pit viper) is the source of this 765-nucleotide messenger RNA. RefSeq names its product zinc finger HIT-type containing 1 (gene ZNHIT1). Gene Ontology annotation, molecular function: nucleosome binding. Gene Ontology annotation, cellular component: Swr1 complex. The coding region runs from base 257 to 706 and encodes 149 amino acids. The record is from RefSeq and is a predicted model, not a curated record. Gene Ontology annotation, biological process: chromatin remodeling. NCBI's taxonomy places the organism in Eukaryota, Metazoa, Chordata, Lepidosauria, Squamata, Viperidae. The transcript is spliced from 4 exons.
AGUCCGCAUGCCUCUAAUAACAUGGCGCUCGUUUGCAGGUUGCAGAUGGAUGGUGCGUCCUUAGACGUACAAUAAAUAAAUACUGUAUAUUGAGAGCGCUAAAGCCUGACUAGUUUUGCUCAGCGCCUUGACACCUCUGCAGUACAAAGGUUUUUGCAGCUUGGAAAGCCGGAGUGGAGAGAAACAAGGCGAGUUUAUAUCAGAAAUAUCGGGAAAACUCGACGGGGGCGCUGCGUCUCCUUAUCUGGCUCGCAGAAUGGUGGAAAAGAAAAUUUCAGCAAGGUCCCAGGACCCCAGCCAGAGGCGUAUUUUAGACCGGGCCACCCGCCAACGCCGUCUCAACCGCCAAUUAGAGGCCCUGGAGAAUGACAAUUUCCAGGAUGACCCCCAUGCCAACAUGCCACAGCUGGUGAAGCGCUUGCCUCAGUUUGAUGAUGAUGCUGAAACAGGUAAAAAGAAGAAAAAAACCCGCGGAGAUCAUUUCAAGCUGCGUUUCCGUAAAAAUUUCCAGGCAUUGUUAGAAGAACAGCAGAACCUCAACACAAGUGAAGGGCCCAAUUACCUGACAGCGUGUGCGCCCCCUUCCAAUUUGCCGCAACGUCAUUUCUGCACAGUUUGUGGCUUCCCGUCAAAUUACACAUGUGUUUCUUGCGGCGCCCGCUACUGCUGUGUCAAAUGUUUGGGAACACAUCACGAAACACGGUAAGCCUUCUCUAGUCACGUGGGAUGAUUAUGCAUUGUUUCUAGGCAAAUAAUCAAGGUCUG